UACUCACUAAAUGAUUAUAAGCCACCCAUUUCUAAAGCUAAAAUGACACAGAUCACCAAGGCAGCAAUCAAGGCUAUAAAGUUCUACAAGCACGUUGUACAGAGUGUUGAGAAAUUCAUUCAAAAGUGCAAACCAGAAUACAAGGUACCUGGUCUGUAUGUCAUUGACUCUAUUGUAAGACAGUCCCGGCAUCAGUUUGGGCAAGAAAAGGAUGUAUUUGCUCCAAGAUUCAGCAAUAACAUCAUCAGCACUUUCCAGAACUUGUACCGUUGUCCUGGGGAUGACAAGAGUAAAAUUGUUAGAGUGCUAAAUUUGUGGCAGAAGAAUAAUGUGUUCAAGAGUGAAAUUAUUCAGCCUCUCUUGGAUAUGGCAGGGGGGAAUGUGACUCCUGUCUUGCCCAGUACUACAGCUGCUAUGAGCAACAAUACACCAGGAACACCUGUGACUCCAGUUACUCCAGCCAAUGUGGUGCAGAGUUUACCUGAUCCUUGGGUAUCUCAGAUUGCUAAUACAGAUACCCUUGCUGCUGUUGCACAGAUUUUACAGAGUCCUCAAGGCCAACAGCUUCAGCAGUUGAUACAGACACUGCAGAUACAGCAGCAGAAACCUCAGCCUUCACUACUUCAAGCCCUGGAUGCUGGUCUUGUCGUUCAGUUGCAGGCCCUCACAGCACAACUUACAGCUGCAGCUGCUGCUGCUAACACACUUAAUCCACUGGAACAGAGUGUCUCUUUUAAUAAGAAGCUGAUGGACAGGUUUGACUUUGGGGAAGAAUCUGAACAAAAUGAAGAGCCUAAAAAGGAAACUCCCACUUCCCAACUGCCUUUAGUACCAGAAUCUGUGAACAACUCACUUUUUCACCAACUAGCUGAACAGCUACAGCAACAAAAUUUAGAACAUCUCAGACAACAGCUUCUGGAGCAACAGCAGCCUCAAAAGGCAAGCCCUGAGGAGAAUCAAGAAGGAAAUUUUGGUUCAGAGCACUCUGCCUCACCAUCACAAGGGAGUAGUCAGCAGCAGUUUUUAGAAGUGGAAACAAAUGUGGAUGAUUCAAUGGAUAUUCAACAACAGGACAUGGAUAUAGAUGAAGGACAGGAUGUUGCCGAAGAAGAGAUUUUUGAACAAGAAGAAAAGAAAUCAACUGUUCGUUCAAGAUCAAGAACUCGUUCAAGAUCUCGUUCAAGGUCACCAAGAAAACGAAGGUCUAGAUCACGGUCUGGUUCUCGUAAGCGUAAACACAGAAAACGUUCACGCUCAAGAUCCAGAGAAAGGAAGAGAAAGUCGUCUCGGUCAUAUUCCAGUGAAAGAAGGGCUAGGGAAAGGGAAAAAGAACGUCAGAAAAAAGGAUUGCCUCCUAUACGGUCAAAAACACUAAGUGUUUGCAGUACCACUCUUUGGGUAGGUCAAGUAGACAAGAAGGCUACACAGCAAGAUUUAACUAACUUGUUUGAAGAAUUUGGACAAAUAGAGUCUAUUAAUAUGAUUCCCCCAAGAGGUUGUGCUUAUGUCUGUAUGGUUCAUAGACAAGAUGCAUAUCGUGCUCUUCAGAAACUUAGUUCUGGGUCCUAUAAAAUUGGGUCUAAAAUUAUUAAGAUUGCCUGGGCUUUGAAUAAAGGUGUGAAAACAGAAUACAAGCAAUUCUGGGAUGUGGAUCUGGGAGUUUCAUAUAUUCCUUGGGAGAAAGUAAAAUUGGAUGAUUUGGAGGGCUUUGCUGAAGGUGGCAUGAUUGACCAGGAGACAGUAAAUACAGAAUGGGAAACAGCCAGAAGCUCAGAAGCUGCUAAAGAAAAUAUUCAAACUACGCAGAGUGCUGCAGUUGAUAAGAGUACAGUUAUUACAACACAGACAGAAGCUUACACGCAACCAGUCACUAUGCUGCAGAUUCCAGUAGCUCCAGCUGUGCCUGCUGUUAGCUUGGUUCCACCUGCGUUUCCUGUCACAAUGUCUGUCCCUCCUCCUGGUUAUAGUGCAAUUCCUCCUCCACCCUUCUUGCGAGCCAGUUUCAACCCUUCACAGCCACCUCCAGGUUAUAUGCCUCCCCCAGUUCCACCUGUUGUCCCACCGCCUGUUGUCCCGCCACCUGUUGUCCCACCGGUUGUUCCAACACCUUUAGUACAGCCUCCAUUACCAAUUGCACAAGAGACGAUGAAGGAUGUUCCUUUUACUAGCCUUGUUCUGCCAGUUGGCACAGUUACUAGCAACCUGGCUACUCCAACGUUAUCUGCUGGAAGUGGUUUUAAUCCUCUGCCAAUCAACAAACCAGAAUCAGAUGAAAAGGGAUCACAUCUUACAGACCUGCAGAUUUCUUCCAGUGAAAACAGUAGAUCUGUGCAAAAUGAUGUCUCAAGUAGCUCUGGACUUGUUGGAGGAGUGCAGCCACCUAGCGUCUCAAGCAGUUCUGGGCUUACUGGAGAAGGGCAACCACCCAGUGUCUCAAGUAGCUCUGGACUUGCAGGGGGAGUACAGCCACCCAGUGUUUCAAGCAGCUCUGGACUUGUAGGAGGAGUGCAACCACCAACUGUUUCCAGCAGUUCUGGUCUUGCCGGAGGAGUGCAGCUACCCACUGUCUCCAGUAGCUCUUCUCUUGCUGGCGGGGUUCAGCCAACCAGCGUCUCAAGUAGCUCUGGACUUAUGGCUGGAGUGCAACCACCAAAUGUCUCAAGUAGCUCAGGGCUUCUAGCUGGAGUGCAUCCACCCAGUGUCUCAAGCAGCCCUGGCCUUCUGACAGGAAUGCAGCCACCCAAUGUCUCAAGCAGCUCAGGAGUUCUGGCAGGAGUACAGCCACCAAGUGUCUCAAGCAACUCUGGGCUUCUCAUAAUGCCACCACCCAAUGUUUCAAGUAGUUCUGGACUUAUGGGAGUGCCACCACCAAAUAUUUCAAGUAGUUCUGGACUUCUGGCAAUGCAGCAUCCAGCUGGAGUUCAAAAUAUGCCUCAUUUAAAUAUUAGUAGUCAAAGGAUGCCGGGAAUGCCUCUCAUAGAUAUCCGUCCAGGCCUAAUGCCCCAUUCGCCUGGACCAAGGUUUCCACUACCAUCUCUUCACCCACCACCUCGAGGUCCUUUUCCUCCAGGAGAUAUUUUUAAUCAAACAGAAAGACCUUUCGGAACACCAGGAAGACAAAAUAUCGAUAGCAUUUCUAAUCCAGAGAAAAGACUACCACUCGGAGGCGAUAACAUGCAGCAGGAAGGAGACAGAGAUUAUCGCUUUCCUCCAGUGGAAAACCGAGAUAAUCUUAACAGACCAUCUCCGGUGGAUGUUAGAGAUUCUGUUGGACGACCACCUGUUGAUCCAAGAGAGGGUAUAGGAAGGCCUCCAGUAGAUGGAAGAGAACACUUUGCAAGAUCACAUGUAGACAUGAGAGAAAAUUUUGGAAGACCAGGUAUAGAUAACCUUGGUCGAAGAGAGCAUUUUGGUUUCAAUUCAGACAAGCACUGGGGACAGAGAGGAGAUUAUGAUGAAAGAGAGCACCAUGCUUUCCCUAUUUAUGGUGGCCCUAAAGGCUUCCAUGAAGACAGAGAGAGGUUUCGGCAUGUAAACUAUAGGUUUGAUAGUAGAAGUGGUCCCAGUUGGAAUAGGGGAUUUGAACAAGAUGCUCACAGAGAUUUUGAUGACCGCAGAAGACCCUGGGAAAGACAGAGGGAUAGGGAUGACAGAGAUUUUAAUUUUUGCAGAGAAAUUAAUGGGAACAGGUUUGGAAGAGACAGAAUGUCAAACAACUGGAUCCCCCCUCCACAUCCACGGGUUUUUGAAUAUUUUGAUGGGGCCACUUCCCAACGCAAAGCCGAUAAUAUGCCCCAGGUAAACGGUGAAAAUACAGAGACAGAAAGUCAGCCACCAACUGCACAGGUGCAGGACGAUCCAGAACUUUAUGAAAAACUGACAUCUUCCGUCGAGAUAAACAAAGAGAAGAGUGACACAGAAGCUGAUAUAGAAAGUGAACCAGUGGUAGAAAGCACAGAAACUGAGGGGACAUAAUCAUCACUCAGUAGGUAAAAGAUACCUUUUGUAAAGUUGUCAUCUCUCUGUAAUAGAUAAAUGGCUGACUGGACCGUUAGCAGUUCACUUUUGUCUGCCAGAAUUAAGUUAAUCUGAUGUUCAUGUUCAUCUUUCACUUAAAUAACUGUACAACUGACUUGUAUAGAACACUGUUCUUAAUUUGGACAUGGUAGGUAAACUUUUUUUUUAUUUCUCUGGUAAAGCAUAAACUUGCCCCCACUUGCUUUUAAUUUCACAAAGAUAAAAUAACAGCUUGUCAAACAAAGACUUCCUAUGGAAGAAAAUGGAAUUUUUUUAGAUACUACCCUUAGGCUGGCUAUCGAAAUUGUUAUACUUGAAAACAGGUGCUGGUGUAUCUUGUCCGUGUUUUUAGGCUGCUGCAGAAUUUUAAAGUAUAGACAAAGCUGUGAUAUCUUAUGUUCCUAUAAUUCGGCAGAAAAAGAAAUGGCCCAUGUUAUUUAAGGAGCAUAACACAGAGAUUAAAAGUGAUUUUGUAAAAUCUACACUAUAGUCUCUGUUUUCUCUAAAGUAAGUGUUUGUGAUUUGUUCCUCGUACUGCAGUGGGUUUAAAAAAAAUGAAAAAGUACAUUUUAAUGUUGGGUGCAUUUUGUUUUUAGAUGCCAAUAAAGCAUAUUUGUUUGAUAACAGUGUUCUAGGUAUUGUAUUUUUUUAAAAACCUGCAAGCUCUAAAACUUGGAAUCAGCUAUGAUAUGUGCUUAGCUAGUUGUUGCAAAAGUUUUAUAUUACUUUUGUAAGACCAAUGCAACAGUUAUAUGUGCAAGAAGCAUAUGGUUUUUGCAUCGAAAAUCAUGCAGUCAUAUUAGUUUAUGUAAAUAACAUGUCUGUAAAUAUUUGUGUAAACUGUUUGUAGAUACCACUUUUUCUGUGCG
Messenger RNA from Nipponia nippon (crested ibis), 4886 nucleotides. NCBI's taxonomy places the organism in Eukaryota, Metazoa, Chordata, Aves, Pelecaniformes, Threskiornithidae. The record is from RefSeq and is a predicted model, not a curated record.